This is a messenger RNA of Protopolystoma xenopodis, 3948 nucleotides long. The record is from the annotation of a GenBank genome assembly. Lineage: Eukaryota; Metazoa; Platyhelminthes; Monogenea; Polystomatidea; Polystomatidae.
AUGGAUCAAGAGGCGCGCGCAAACGAACCGCAUGGAUCUAUUAAUUAUCACUCAAAUCCUAUGCCUCACGCUAAUGCUGUGACUCUUCCAAGUACUCCCUACGCAGCUGCUGCUGACAUCACUCGCUUGCAUCACGCUGUUCAGUCACCAGAAAAGCACCAAAUUGAAAUAUCUUCCAGUGGCAUUCCUCAAACUAUAAGCCUGUCUAACUCAACUGGGCAGAUAAUUGGAUUAGAACCCAAGGUCCAUCUUGGUGUCAAUAGCGGUGGCGUCGUUCAUAAUGCUGUUCUGCAACCGGCAUCAUCAGGUCAGACAGAGAUAGUACUUCGUGUCGCUGGAACUACUUCCGACACUCUCGGAGUCAACCCCAACAAUAAUUUUGUUGGAUCUCAGAUGACCAAUCUGCCGGCAGCAAAUACAAAUUCCACGCAAUCGGUUAUGUUAGGCACUAUUGUCUCUCGCACUGGCUAUUCCAACAUCAACCCUGUGCAUGUUAUCCAAAGCAAUUCUGACCGUAUUGGUAGUGGAAUGCUAGGCACAAAUGCUAACACAAUUUCUUAUAACCAAGUGGUUGCCACUCCCCAAGGAGGCACUACUGCUGUCAUCGCCACUGGGGUUCCGCAGGCACCUCAUUCACUGCAGCAACAAAGGAUUUCCAUUCCCCAGCCUACCAAUCAGUCUCAGGGCCAGCAACAACAGCAAACCUUUGGAACAACUGCAAUGAAUAAUACUCUUAGUGGCUCUAGCAGUAGUAGUGGAGGAACUCCUUCGGGUGUUGCUACUGACCCUGAAAAAAGACAACUGAUUCAACAGCAGUUAGUUCUUCUUUUGCAUGCCCAUCGAUGUCAACGGCAAGAAGGUGAGGGAAAUGGCCGGGCCAACCCCUGUACGACUCCCCACUGCAGGACUAUGCGCGCUGUUCUACAACAUAUGUCUACCUGUACAGAGGGCAAAAAUUGCCAGAUACCGCAUUGCGCUUCAUCCAGACAGAUUAUUUCACACUGGAAAAAUUGUAGCAGCCGAGAGUGCCCUGUGUGCAACCCACUUAAGCAAAAUCAAAACUAUCAGCGCAACCAGAUGCUGCAGCAGAGGCAACAGCAACAGGGGAUCCAGCAAGUUCAGAGCCAGAUACAACAGAAUACUGUUAACUCCUCUAGCUCCCAGGUCAACUAUAAUGGAGUGCAAUACCAUUCUACUGGCUCUAGACCUACUACUAUGCCUAUUCCCCAAACUCGGGUAGUUUCUGUUCCAGCCUCAACCCCUAGUCUUGGUUCUCUUCCAUACCCUACGACAACUAGUGCCAAUAUUAUUACAAAUUCUUCUGGACAGCUUGUUGGGGCUGGCGUAUGUGGGCAAAUCACGGAUACUUCUACUGUCAAUGAUGUUGCCGCUGUUAUAAGCAAUCCAAUUAGUAAUACUAGCCAAAUUGAGCAAACCGGUUGGCGCAAAGAUGUUAGUAUUGCUCAACGCAAUCAUCUUGUCAGAAGGAUUGUCAGGUUCAUUUUUCCAUCGCCUGAUCCUGCUGCUUAUGCUGAUCCACGGAUGAAUAACCUCAUCGAAUAUGCCCGAAAGGUUGAGCGAGAAAUGUACAGUACUGCUAAGGACAUGGAGGAAUAUUUCCACUUGCUCGCUGAAAAAUGUUACAAAAUCCAUAAGGAAUUAGAGGAAAAGCGAAAAAAUAGGCAGUUAUCUCUGGCCCAAUCUAGUGCAGCCACAUCUUCCUCUUCCUCAAUUACCUGUUCUCCUGGCAUCUCCAUAUCCGGAAGUUCUACUACAAUUCAGGGUGAUUUAAGGUCCGGACAGUUCGCAGUUUCCCACAAUGCUGCUUUGGGCACAUCUGUAUCUCCUCCAGCUAGUAGUUCUCACAGUUCUGGUCUUCCAAACCAAGGUAUAACUGUGUCUGGAAAUGGGAAUAAUACAUGUGUCACUCGGAGGCUUCCUCAAUCUUGUGGUGGUGACGGUUUUGAGCUGUCUUCAUUUGCUCAGCAUGAUAGUGAUGGAGAUAAUAAUCUUUCUAAAUUUGAUGAAGCUCUUAACUCUACAUGUAAUCGGUUUCGAAUGAAAUCAGAAAAUGCUUCAUCUACUGGAUUUGCUCCGUCGACUAGUGUACAGGCUAUCGGCCCAGCCGCAACAGAAUUAUCUUCUUUAUCAAGCACUACUCUUUCUUUGUCCUAUGUGAAGCCUUCUUCAGACACAAGUGAUACCUAUCAGACAACCAACGUAACUGCUGGUAGCUUUUCUUCUGUUAUCACUCCAUCUACUGUUAUGGGGAGUAAGAUUGAAACCAAGGAUGAACCCAGCGAUAGUGUCUCGACCGCACUUUGUGCGCCAGCAUCUAUAACUUCGAAUUCAAGCAUAAGUGAUGCUACUUUGUCGUCGGUUUCCACGGGUCUAACUUCUGUCUCAACCACUUCUCUUCUUCCGAUGUCGGAGAAACCUGAUACAAGCAAGUGGAAAAAGUGGACACGAGAAGAACUUUUAAGGCACUUUUUGCCUCUUCAUGAGGACAUUUAUAACGAUCGUAAUGCCGAGCCUUUUCGUGCUCCUGUUGAUCCUGUCGCUCUUCAUAUACCUGAUUAUCCUCAAGUUAUCAAGGAACCGAUGGAUUUAACCACCAUUCGAAACAAUCUCGAAGAUGGUAAAUAUGCUGAUCCUUGGCAGGUUUUGGAUCAUUUUCGACUCAUGUUUAAUAAUGCGUGGCUGUAUAAUAAAAAGACGUCUAAAGUAUACAAAAUGUGCACUAAGCUUUCUGAACUGUUUGAAUCAGAAGUUGAUCAAGUUAUGCAAGCCAUGGGCUUCUGCUGCGGUCAUGACUAUGUCUACCAACCUCAGCUUCUUUUUUGCACUUCUCUGAAUGUGUGCACGAUCAACAGAGAAUCGAUUUACUACGUUUAUAACAAUACUGACAAACAAGGUACUGGCCUCGUGUGCGACAAAUAUUAUCAAUGCGAAAAAUGUUUUAAUGAAUCUGGUGAUGCUAUUCUCCUCUCUGAUGAACCGGGCCAGACCCCUGUCGCUAUAAAGAAGGAUUUGUUUGAAGUUAAGCGAAAUAAUGUGAAAGUAAAGGAAGAAACUGUCAACUGCAAAGAGUGUGGUCGUAUGUGGCACAAAGUCUGCGCAUUGCAUAUGAACGAAAUUUGGCCUACUGGGUUUGUUUGCCCCGCUUGUCUGCGAGAAAGGAGCCUAAAGCGCAAAGAGAAUCGGUACACUGCUCGUCGCCUUCCUUCUAACAGACUAAGUGCUUUCCUCGAAAAACGGGUUAAUGAUUUUCUUAAAAAGAAAGAAGUAACCUCAGGCGAAGUCACAGUCCGUGUUUUGGCCAGCUCGGAUAAGGUCGUCGAAGUAAGGCCUUUAAUGCAGAAAAGAUUCACAGAAAGUGGUGAAUUAUCAGAAUCUUUUCCAUACAGACUGAAAGCUAUAUUUGCCUUUCAAGAAAUUGAUGGACAAGACGUCUGCUUCUUUGGCUUAUAUGUUCAGGAGUAUGGCUCAGAAUGUCCUCAGCCAAACCGUCGUCGUGUUUACGUCGCUUAUCUCGAUUCCGUAUUUUAUUUUCGGCCAAAACAAUAUCGUACUGAUGUAUAUCACGAGAUUCUGGUCGGCUACUUGUUAUAUGCAAAACGCUGUGGAUAUACUAUGGCUCAUAUAUGGGCUUGUCCACCUGGCGAAGGGGACGAUUACAUAUUUCAUAUGCAUCCUCCAGAACAAAAAAUCCCAAAGGCCAAGCGACUUCAGGAGUGGUACCGAAGGAUGCUUGAAAAGGCUAUUAUAGAAGGCAUAGUUGUGGAUUAUAAAAAUAUCCUGCGAGAUGCCAUCGAUCAUCAGCUAGUGUCUCCUACUGAGAUACCUUAUUUUGAAGGCGAUUUUUGGCCAAACACUCUUGAAGACAUUCUCAAGGUCAGUAUUACUAUUAAAAAAAUAGAUUUUUUUCAAUGCUUAAAUGUUAGCUAA